GCGCACACGGGCAGCACCGGCACUGCGCAUGCUCAGCGCGUCGGCGCAGGUUUCCGCAGCUGAGGGGGCAGCUCCGCGGCGGCGUCCGGGGUCUCCAGUAGGGCUGACGCUCCGGUGCUCGCAAAAUCCCCCGCCUCGGCUGGCAACGGGCGUCCCUCCACUCCCCGAGUCCCCGGCAGCCGCCGCCACCCCAGCGCGCCCCGAUCUGGCCCCCUGCCCCGCGAAGAUGGCUGCCGUACGCCGGGCCCGCAGUUAUUGCCGCUGCCUGGUGCGCUUCUCCGACCGAGAACUCUGCUAA
Messenger RNA from Gorilla gorilla gorilla (western lowland gorilla), 298 nucleotides. RefSeq lists its product as uncharacterized. The transcript has a single exon. The record is from RefSeq and is a predicted model, not a curated record. Bases 29 to 298 code for a protein of 89 amino acids. Lineage: Eukaryota; Metazoa; Chordata; Mammalia; Primates; Hominidae.